AUUUACUAGAAGUUUGCUCGUCCCAGCAAUGCCUCAUGAACCUGUGCAACUGGUGCCGAAGGAAGCAUACGGAAAUCCGGCAGCAGACUGGCUUGCGGACGCGGCUUCUGGGCACCACGCCUGGCCACUGGCUCACCUUGUUCCUAGCAGGAUGCUGUAUCCAGCUCUCGUGCAUGCUGGCAUGGAUGCUGUCAGGUGGAAAUGAAGACUACGACACGGGCCUUCGAGACAGCUUUUGGAUCUCCUAUGUGCUGUUGGUGGACAUUGGCACCCAGACAGGCUUUUCGCCCAACGAAAGCGGCGUCGUGCGAUGUGUGGCCGUGGUGAUUUCCAUCGUUGGCUUCGUGUAUUGCCUGACCUUUUUGGGCAUGGUUGUGGACCUGAUGCGAUCCUUUUUGGUGCACUGGAAGGUGAAGUAUAGCAAGGUGGAUGCAUACGACCAUUUGCUGAUCCUGGGCUGGGGCGACAAGACCCUCUUUCUGCUGGAAGAGUUGCUGGACACCACAUACUUAGAGGAGCCUAAGCGGCGAUGUUGUAGAUGCUGCGCAAGAUGUUGCGCAUGCUGCGCAAGAUUUUGCGGAUGCUGCGGCCGCCGUCACCGCCGCAAGAUUGUAAUCCUUGCAGAGCGGCCGGUGCGCGAAAUGCAGCGGGAGGUUCGGAUGCAUUUACGCACGAAGGAUCCGCAAGGUGCAGCAAAGAAGCUGGGCUGCAUCUCCUACCGCGAGGGCUGCAGAUCUCAUAGGAUCGAGCUGUUAAAGGUGAAUGCCUGCCUGGCGCAGCACAUCCUGAUCAUGUGUGCCGCUGAGACCGACAGCAGCUCUGACCACGAGGCCAUCCGGACAUUGCUGGCACUUGGAGCACUCCCCACUGCUGUCAGUUCUGAUGUGUGGACCGAGAUGCACAACCGAGAAAGUGCGCGUGUCGUGAAUAACAUCCUGCCGGCAGCACAGGGCAUUGUCGCAAGACAUGCGGUCAAUCACAUGAUCGCCUUGCGCGCUUUGGUGCCGUCUGUUGGCUUUGCAUGGCUGCGGAUGUCCACGACCAGAAGUCAUCCCUCGACCUCACUGUUCUUGGUCCCGGUGCCAGACAUGCUGGUGGGCGUGCAAUUCAAGGAAGCCUUCAGACACUUCCCCAAGGCCGUGGUGUGUGGCCUGAAGCAGGCGUUGCAGGGCUCGCAGAAGCUGAGACUCGAAGCCUACGCGUUGCAGGCGGAGGAUGAGUUGAUCAUGUUGGCCAAUAGCAUUGGCAGCGCAGGCCAUGUCACCACCGAGCUUCUCGAGUCAGAGGAGGCUGAAGAGAUGCCCAAGGCGAGGCGGCCGAAUGUCCUCAUGCCUGAUGGUCAGAUAAGGCUUGGACCGGCAGCUGACGGACCGCUUGUGGUGUUGGUCAUUGGCUGUCCGGAUGACUUCUUCGACAUUCUGGACAUCAUAGACUCCUACGUUGCAGCAGGUAGCCAAGUGCACUUGCUCUCCACACGGCCGCUGCAUUGGCGUCAGUCCUGCCUGCACCUCCACUUUUCGCGGACCGGCAAGCUUCAGUUCGACAGGAUCAGCAUCAUCCAUCACGUUGGCCGUCGCCGGAAUGCUGCAAGUCUGGACCGCCUGCCUUUGGACUCUGCAGACUGUGCCCUGAUCCUCUCUGAGCGAGAGGACGACUUGGAGAGCGGCCUCGACUCCGACUCCAGGAAUCUCACCAUUGCAAUCAACCUCAAGCAUGUCUUGGAUACCAAAGCCGAUGUGAUCGGCAGCAAGCGCCGCAACAGCUACCGCAAGAAGUGCAAGAUAGUCACGGAGAUUCAGGAUUCCAAGACAGAAACGAUGCUGGCUGGAAACAGCAGCGUUCGGCAAGUUGGAUCCUUUUUGUUCUCCUCAGCAACAGAGACUGGUGUCUUUGCCAUUGCUGUCUCCAAUAAAGCGCUCUACGACCUCUAUACCAAGCUGAUUGACCCGCGCAGCAAUACUGCCUAUAUUAUUGCUGAGUCGCUAUCACGAUACCUGAUCAGAGAAGAAGAGUCAUUAUCUUUUCUGGACCUGUACCGUCGUGUCUUCAGCCAGUGCAGCGGCACGCUGCUGGGGUGGCGGCGCAGCCAUGAGAGGCACCCAGUGCUGAAUCCAGAGAACAAGGACGAGCUCGUGGAAUGGCAAAGCCAUGGCACUGAUGAGCUGAUCAUCCUCCUUCCGGCCAUUCAGCAGGGCCGUGUGGAGUUUGAAGCGGCGGAAGAGCCGCCCAAGGAGAUAACGCACGCGGAGGAUGCGGAGCGGUCGCCGGUUACCGGCGAAACUGAUCCCGCGCCUUCCACGGGUUCUGCCCCGCAGUCGGCAGCUACCACCAGGAAAAGCUCCAAAGACAGCGAAGCCGAGGAUGUCAAGAAGGAAUGUCAAAUUCCUAUUCCCGGCACACUGGAUUGGCAGAUGGCCGAAGACGAAGAAGUUGCCGCAAAAAGUUAUCAUUAAAGACCGCUUUAUGCAUGGCGUUUGCUCCCCACAGCCGGUUUGGGCAUGCUAGCUUUGCAAGAUCCUGCAGGCCUUUCUGCGGGGACAGGGCUGUCCAAUCUGCAACCAUGGCUUGAUU
Messenger RNA from Effrenium voratum, 2571 nucleotides. The record is from the annotation of a GenBank genome assembly. Lineage: Eukaryota; Dinophyceae; Suessiales; Symbiodiniaceae.